AUGGCGGAGAAAGUAGACAUCGUUGAUGCGGGGCAUGAACAGUUGGUGGGUGCAGCUCCUGAGGAAGACUCUGCCGUCAUGUGUGGUAUAACCCAAGAAGCAACAGUUAAAGGAGCAAAGAAGGUAGAGUUACAGCAAAUGAGUAAUUUUGAAUCAGCAAGUGCUUUGUCAACAUCAUGUGAAGAUGGUGUAUCCACGCUUCUGAACACCUCCGACACAACAGGAAAUAGGUCAUAUACAGUCUUUGCUGACAACAGUUUUUCAGGAGACAAUUUACACGUGGAGAUAAAUCAUAUCCACAACUACCGACUGCCAACAGCAGAUGAGAUUCGAUGUUAUACUCCAAAUGUUGGUGAUCCCUUUUUGGGACGAGAUGAGAUUGUUGAAUCUCUAGCUGUGGCACUGCAUAGUGGUAAGCGAAUUGUCAGUCUAAUAACAGGCCCACCCGGUAUUGGAAAAUCAACUGUGGCCAAUGCUGUUUGUGCACAUUAUCUUGACAAUUGUCGUUGUCAACCUAAAGCAAAAUGUUAUUUGAUUUGGUUUGAUACUGCAGUUGAAAAAGAAGAUGAUCUAUAUGAGAUAGUCUGUUCACGCCUAAGGUGGCAUGGGCCACCUGGCAAGGAUGGUGUGGAGUCUCUUUUCAAUGUGCUUCCAUCGCAUGCUAUUGUUCUUAUUGAUGCAUGUGAGAAUGCCAAGCCCUACAUGAUUAACUCUUUCCUUACAAUGGCUCGAAGGGCAAACGGAGAACUUAGAUUUUUGUUGACAUCACAAGUCCAGAUGACAAGGAAAGAAAUAAAACAGCCUAUGAAGGUAGAUACACUAGAACCAUUGAGUAAGGAAUGUGCUCUUCAAAUUCUCAAGCAACCACUGGAAGAGACAGAAGUUGAUGCAUCAUGCAAGGAGAUAGUGGAUAUCAGGGAUCUAUUAGAUGGCAAUCCCUAUGCUCUAAAUUUGGCAUCUUGCAUGAUGGCAGAUGAAGGAUGCACACCACAUCAGCUGCUGCAGUUGUUGAAGGGUGGUCGUGAAAGGGCACUGUCUGAUUCUGAUGGCGAUGAAGAGGGAUUAAAUGAAUUAUUUUGUCAAUUCUUUAAUCUUCUUAAGAAGGAAGGAGAAUUGGAAUAUUUGUCUGCUAUCUCUGCAUCAAUUUUUCAUGGAAAAAUUUCUCAGGAUUCGUUUCAUGCAGUCUGUGUGGAAGUGCACUCAGAGUUUCUUUCUGGACAAAAGUCGGGAAGGGAAGCGAAUUCCAAAUUGACCGGGAAGUUGAAAAGAUGGCACAUUCUGCAAAAAUGUCGAGACUCCACUGACCUAAACAAUCCACAAUAUCGACUGCAUUCGUAUAUGAGAGAACACGCAUUUGGUCUUUUGAAAAAGGACGUGGAUCUCUUUCGUAAGGUAACAAGGGCCUUCCUACUAUACUUUGCACGCUUUCUUACAAAGACUGCAAGAGAGCAAGAGACGAGGAAAACUCCAACAGAUAAAGUAGGACUGUGUGCUUUAGAUGAGGAAUACAGUAAUGUUAAGGAGUUUCUCACACAGCUUACAGACCCUCAAAACGAGGUUCUAAUUCAGAAAAGCAGUGAACUGGUAGACACCAUGUUUCGAGAAGAUGUCAACUGUCUUUUGUCAUUUCGAUUUUUGCAUGAGAAAAGACGUUGCACGUUGAAAUGCCUUCUCAAGAUUGUUAGCGAAGACACAUCCAUUGGCAAUGUUUGGCAAGGAAAACUGGAAAUGGCAAGUAUACUUUGUGGCCAAGGGAAAUUUAUUGAAGCUUUGCAAGAGGCAACACAGAGUUUGGAGCAAUGCAGUGAGUCAUCAGAAAGCAACCAAAGAAAAGCGAGAUGUUUAGAAGUUAUGGGAACAAUUCUACUUUGUCAACACCAUACUGGUUUUUCUGAAGCAGAGAAGUGUUUAAAAGAGGCCUAUGAUUUACUACACGUUGAUCUUCAACAUCUAACAGAGCUCAGUGAAGAUGAUGAAACAAAGUGUACUCGACGACGCACUGGAUCUGUGUGUAGAAAGCUAGGAGAACUGUAUUCUAGACAAAAUAGGUUCAAUGAUGCGAAUCACAUGUUGAAUGAAUGUAAGUCACACUUUUGUCACUUCUUGGGACCGGAUGCCCUACUUUAUGUCUGGUUACAUCACAGGAUAGGGGGAAAUUUACAAACACAAGGUGAACGCAAAAAAGCUGAAAGUGAGUACCUUGAGGGACUGAGAUUGUGUUGUUCUUAUGAAGUCACACAGCACCCAAUAUAUGCUAAACUGAACUAUAGCCUUGGAAGACUAUACCUAUAUAAGGAUACGAAGGACACCAAGAAGAGUCUUGAGCACUUCAGUGAUGCACUAGCUCUCCAAAAAAAGAUUGACUCUAGUCACCCUGAUGUGGCUCAAACCUACAUUGGAAUUGGUCGAGUUUAUAACGACAUGGCUGGCAAUGAUCCAGGCAAUGUGCAACUUGCUCUUGACAUGUUUGAGGAAGCAGAGAAAAUUUUAGAAGAAACUGCACAAGACACAGGAAACUACCCUGACCUGAGAAUAGCAGAACUGUACUCAUCUCAAGCUUAUUCAUAUCGUAAUCAGGAAAAGUUUGAUGCUGAACUGAAGUGUCUUCAGAAGGGUAUGAAAGUUUAUACGGAUCAGCCAACACCCAAUGAUUCUCUUAAGAAGAAGAUGGCCACUUGCCUCACUGAUAUGGGACACGCAUGUCGAAGACUUGGGAAAAGAAAAGAAAUGGGAAAAUAUUUUGCUGAAGCUAGAAAGUUAGGAGGAAAAGCCAAAGGUCGACAGAAGUGACAGUGAAUUGUUGAUAUUGCUGCAAUUCAGCUGUGUGCUAGGUUGACACAUGUCGUGUACAUGCUGGAAUGUCUUUGCUUGCAACUACACCUGAGGCAUUUUCGUGACGUGUUUAUGUGGCUUUUCUGUAAUGUCUACUAUGCAAUAGCAAUUUAGGUAGUAGUUAUUACACAGCAAACUCUAAUAAUGCAAAAUACAUGUAGGUAGAUCGAAUGUGCAGUUAAGAGGUUCUGCAAGUAAAUUCAUAAGUGAUUGUCAAUAUCCGGAUAAUCUGGAUUGAGAACAUGCAAUCACUAACAGCAAACAAUUGACCUCUGACAGCCAGACAGCCUUGUAUCAAACUGUCAAGAUUGCAGGGGCACUAGACAGGGCCAUUGUCAUCAUACCCUGCACGAAACAGCAAUGAAAUCACAUUUCUAAACACAUACAUUUGACACAAACUUGCUUAGGUGCAGUCACAUCUACGAUAUUAACAACAAUGGUGCUUGAAAAAUCUGUGGUGUAAUUACUCUCAACUAAAAUCAUGAAACAGAUGUCACUCCUCCAGAACUCAAUAACCAUUCCUUUGAUUACUGGCCCCAUUACAGCAUUUCACAACUUCCUGUUUUUAUGGCAUUACCCCAAGUUUUUCAAGUAUUAAACACUUGUCAAUACAAAUUACAAAAUAGUAAGUUUACAUACAGUGGGAAGCACCUUAGUUAGUU
Messenger RNA from Corticium candelabrum, 3494 nucleotides. RefSeq lists its product as uncharacterized. The record is from RefSeq and is a predicted model, not a curated record. Gene Ontology annotation, molecular function: protein binding. Lineage: Eukaryota; Metazoa; Porifera; Homoscleromorpha; Homosclerophorida; Plakinidae. Bases 1 to 2790 code for a protein of 929 amino acids. The transcript has 4 exons.